UAGGUUGCCUGUAGAGUUUAGCGCCAUCUGACAAAACUGCAACAUCAAUCCAAAAAGCGUUACCUUUUAAAGAAGUAUUAUACAUACACAGUUUUACAUAUUUCACAACCUGGUAUUGUUACUUGCAAUUUUGAGCAAUAAGAAGAAUCUCUUUGUGUACAUCGUUUGGCUGUACAUGAUUUACAAAAGAACUUUUAUUAAUUACGGAAAUAUAUUGAAAUUAAAUGUCAUAACUUUAGGUUAAAACCUUGUCAAUACUUGCAUCGUCUAAAAUUUCUGUGAACACUUAAUUAUUGUCACUUGACUGGACAGCAUUUUACGCAGCAUCCUUCGAGAAUUUUCCAAAUAUUUUCACAUUGGUUCAAACAGUUAUUGAUUUUAUUAAGUACUUUGGGAAUAUAUACCUGUUUAAAUAUUAAAAAUUAUUUCUUUUUUGUAUUGUAAAUAACAGACUAACUUUCAAGGGAAAUUAUUAUAACUAUAUUUUUAAUCAAUUUCUACUUCAAACCUGUUCAAAGUUUGUAAUUUUAUAAAAAAGUGUGUUUUUGCAUUAACCGUUGUGAAAUUAAAAGAACACGAUUUCCUCGUUUGCCGCGUUUUGUUCCCCUUUGCAAAGAACCUAGUUCUGAACUGCAGUAUUUUCAUUUCGCUGAUCAAGAAGGACUUCUAAAAAAUCAUGGCCAAUCCAAGAGUCUUCUUCGAUAUUACCAUCGGUGGUUCACCAGCUGGGCGAGUUAUAAUGACCCUCAGAGCCGAUGUCGUGCCAAAAACAGUGGAGAACUUCCGUGCUUUGUGCACCGGCGAAAAAGGAAUUAGUUACAAAGGAUCUGCAUUCCAUCGUGUUAUCCCUGAUUUUAUGUGCCAAGGAGGCGAUUUCACCCGCGGAGACGGCACUGGUGGUAAGAGCAUCUACGGAGAGAAGUUCCGUGACGAAAACUUUACUCUCAAGCACACUGGCCCAGGAGUUUUGUCGAUGGCUAACGCUGGACCCCAUACGAACGGAUCUCAAUUCUUCUUGUGCACAGCCAAAACCGCCUGGCUUGAUGGAAAGCAUGUUGUUUUUGGUAAUGUAACCGAAGGUUAUGAAGUAGUGAAAAAAGUUGAGGGUGUUGGCUCCCAAAGUGGUACAACCUCUAAAAAAGUUGUGAUCGCCGAUUGCGGCGAACUUUAGAAUGGUUUAGCUUCAGGACCCUGCAAAAAAAACGUCAACUAACACAUGUAAUUGUUGGAACUGGUUAUAUAAAAUAUACAUGACUUAUAUUUUUUGAAAAUGUGUGACCAACAAAUUUAAAAUGUAUGUGUUAAAAGUUUCUGUAAAGUUCAGUGAUUUAAUAUUCAAUCAUGUUGCAUUUCAAAAUUAUUUGUGCUAGUUCCAUUCGAAAUGACUUCAUUUGUUUUAUGGUGCAAAUUGAAAGUGAAGCUGCUUGUAAUUGUAAUCCUGGCUAAAUUUUAUAUUUACACAACCUUGUACAAUAAACUGAAGUGCACAAAAUAUGUUGGCAG
Molecule: messenger RNA, 1503 nt
Organism: Ciona intestinalis (vase tunicate)
Lineage: Eukaryota; Metazoa; Chordata; Ascidiacea; Phlebobranchia; Cionidae
Product: peptidyl-prolyl cis-trans isomerase
Biological process (GO): protein folding; protein peptidyl-prolyl isomerization
Cellular component (GO): cytoplasm
Molecular function (GO): peptidyl-prolyl cis-trans isomerase activity; cyclosporin A binding
Source: RefSeq, a predicted model, not a curated record